This is a messenger RNA of Ostreococcus tauri, 3084 nucleotides long. Its product is annotated as unnamed product. The transcript has 2 exons. The coding region runs from base 1 to 3084 and encodes 1027 amino acids. The record is from RefSeq and is a predicted model, not a curated record. Lineage: Eukaryota; Viridiplantae; Chlorophyta; Mamiellophyceae; Mamiellales; Bathycoccaceae.
AUGGACGCGCGCGGCGACGAACGGGGGCGCGGUCGGCCGCGACGCGUGCACGUCGUCGCGGACGCGCGAGCGAUCGCGUCGGGGCGACGGGUGACGGAGGGACGGGGCGACGGAGGGAAGGAUUUGAAUUCGUACCUGUCGCUGUUUAAAGUCUUCGCGCGACGCGCGUUGGAGCGCGUCGUGGACGGGCAGGGGGUGAGCGGGGAGUUUGCGCUUCGCGCGUGCGACGCGUGGAUCUCGCCGCACGCGUUCGAGCGCGUGUGGGGGGGUGGGGAUGAUUGUACGGGUGCGAUCGCGUCGGGGCGACGGGUGACGGAGGGACGGGGCGACGGAGGGAAGGAUUUGAAUUCGUACCUGUCGCUGUUUAAAGUCUUCGCGCGACGCGCGUUGGAGCGCGUCGUGGACGGGCAGGGGGUGAGCGGGGAGUUUGCGCUUCGCGCGUGCGACGCGUGGAUCUCGCCGCACGCGUUCGAGCGCGUGUGGGGGGGUGGGGAUGAUUGUACGGGUGGCGGGAAAGACGGCGCGUUCGUACGGUGCUCGAGAGCGUCGUUCGAGGCGUCUUUGGAGGAAUUGAGCGCGCGAUGCGAGAGAUACGUCGAACGAAAUCCAACGGUGGGAGACGCGCACGAUGGCGGGGUGCACGAGUGGAUGGUGAACUUGACGCGGAACGCCGGGACGGCGGCGACGGAUUUCGCCAAAGCGUCGACGGCGGGGACGUUCACGGGCGAGGACGAGGAUGGGAACGCAGAAGAGGAGGAUGGUGGGGUGAUUUUCAUCGUGUCAUCUCUGCCGCGCGUCACCGAAGCGGAGGCGCGCGCGAUGGACGCGAGCGCGGUGGCGAAGUCGUUUCGAGGCUUAGAGGAACAGUUGAAACGCGAACGCGUGCGGGCCCAUUUGCUGUACGUCGGAGACGAUCCGCGCGGGACAUUCGCAAAGAUUUUGCGAGACGUGUUCCAGCGGUUUCGGGGCGCGAUAUGUCCCUUGGACACGGCGUGUCACCUCGCGUCGUGGGCGCCGUUAUACUCGAUACUCGACGCGAUGAGUCGCGCGAGCACCGACGCGUUGCAGGAAACGUCGUCAUCGACGACAACCGCGUCGGUGGACGUCCUCGUCGAAACCAAGGGUUCACAGCAAUUACGUUUGGGCGAGGCGUACGCGAGUGGAACGAGCGCAAAUCGGGGUCUCCGAUCAAUGUCCGUGGUUGGUUUCGUCGACCGAGCGCUCGCGCCGUCGACACGCCUUGCCACGGAAUCGCAAACUAUCCUGUGCUUUGAUGACUCACCGAUUCGAGCGCUCAUGGCGAUGAUGGUUUUGAAAGAUGCCGCGGCGAUCGUACGCAUGGAGGCACGUGGUUCUGCUCGAGCGGCGGUGCUCGACCCGCUGACGUGUUCGUCGUUCAUCGUCACUGAUUUCGCAACUCGUCGAGACGGAGGGGAGAACGAGAGCGUAGUCGAACACGCCGAAUCCACGAGCGUCUCUCGUGAAAUCACACAGCUCAUAACAACCCGGGAGAGAUCGAUGACGCUCGAGAACGCGCACACACUGCUGGCAAAGACUCGCGAAGAUAUUUGCGAACAGCUUGCAUCGCCCAACACGACGCAACCGUCGACGACGCAAGAUUCUCUCGCGUUGACGCAGUGCGUGCGAACUCCGUUGGACGUGUUGACGCAACACGCCUCACAGGCUGUUGCGAAAACUAUGAGCGGCGUGGAGACGGUGCUGGACGCACUCGCGGCAGAUCUCAAGCUCGGCGUCGCACAGAGUGCGUCUCGAUUGGAAUCUUGGUACGGGUUGCGCAACAUGACGCCAAGUACGUGCAAAAUGUUACAUCGCGUGGCUUCCGAGAACGCAAGCACGUCCGUCUUCGAUGACUCUAUUAACGCUCUGGACGCCCGGUUUAAAUCGAUGCUCAAGGCACAUCGAGGCAUCGUGUCUCCUCCGAGGAAAACAAAGGCGAGACGUUCGUUGACGUCCGCGUUUGCGCUAGAGAAAGGCGUGAAAGUUUGGACGGGAGACAUCGACGCGUCGGCGAGAGACGCCUACGCAGCGUUCGUGGCGUCGUUUAUAGAACGAACCGGCAGCUUCGAUCCAGAUACGCGCGAGUUCGCGCACGAUCUCGUGGCUCGAUUCCGUCAGAGCCUUGAUGAAGCGGGUGUCGACCCGGAGGCGAUUGUUCAAAUAAUCGACAAGACGCUAGCGAAGAGUGCGAAAGAGCUGAAUGUCACGUACACUGGCGCGUCGAAAGACGCCACGCGCAUUUUUGCGAAGCGCUUGGAGUACACGUUACAGAUGCACUUAGCUUUACAAGUGGCUUUGCUCAAGGUAGCGACGGCACGCGAAGUCGAUGGAACCUCGAAAGCGUCUAGAGAGGAGAUGGAGGAGAGCGCCAUAUCGAAGACGGAACAGAAAAAACUCGUCAAGCGUAUGAGCAAACUCAUGGAUGCGAUUCGAUUCAUACUCACGCCCUCCGGGGCCGAGGGUGUGCGCGCGCUCGUGGAGGCAGAGUUUGUGCCCAAUUACGAUGCGCUUCCCGAAGUGUUGCGUUUGCUGCAGCAGGAGCUCGGUGUCUCGACCGAGCCGAUGCCUGAACUACGAGACGCGAACGCGGUCGCGCUCACGCCAUUUUCUCCUGGACCGAUCGCGAAUAUCAGGCGCUCACCGCGGAAGCUGAAACCUCCGCCACAGGAGCUCGUAUACAGGGCGCCGUCGAUGCCGCCGCCGAAACCGCCGACGUGGCACCAUUUUGCCAGGAGCAACAGUCAGCGUCGCGAGGUUGCGGUGCCUGUGCGAGUGAAAAACGGGUUCAUGAAACAACCGCAGACGGCACCGCGCUCGUCGGGAGGAGGAAUCAGUCGUAACGUAUCCGGAAAGCCUGUGGUGGUGCGAUCGACGCCAAGGGUGGGCCAAGUCAUCGGCGAAACGCCCGCGAUGCGUGCGCGUCCAGGAAUCGUUGCCGACACGCCGAUCGGCGCGCUCGGGUCAGGACUUGCGAACGGGGUACCCACGCCCGCGCGAGCGCAGUUACACACGCCGAGACGCAUCGCUUGGGGAACCCCAGCGCCGAAAAAAUCGCGCUUCAACUAG